Messenger RNA from Neopsephotus bourkii (Bourke's parrot), 1821 nucleotides. RefSeq names its product integrator complex subunit 11 (gene INTS11). The transcript is spliced from 16 exons. The record is from RefSeq and is a predicted model, not a curated record. Gene Ontology annotation, biological process: snRNA processing. Bases 93 to 1808 code for a protein of 571 amino acids. NCBI's taxonomy places the organism in Eukaryota, Metazoa, Chordata, Aves, Psittaciformes, Psittacidae. Gene Ontology annotation, cellular component: nucleus.
ACAGCAGAGGUUUCUUACUUGUGUCUGGUCCAGGAGCUGGGCAGGAUGUGGGCCGCAGCUGUAUCCUCGUGUCUAUUGCUGGGAAGAACGUAAUGCUGGACUGCGGCAUGCACAUGGGCUACAACGAUGAUAGGCGCUUUCCUGACUUCUCCUACAUCACCCAGAAUGGGAGGCUGACGGACUUCCUGGACUGCGUGAUCAUCAGCCACUUCCACCUGGACCACUGUGGAGCUUUACCCUAUUUCAGUGAGAUGGUGGGUUAUGAUGGGCCCAUUUACAUGACACAUCCUACCAAGGCCAUCUGCCCCAUCCUGCUGGAGGACUACAGGAAAAUUACUGUAGACAAGAAAGGGGAAACCAACUUCUUCACUUCCCAAAUGAUUAAAGACUGCAUGAAAAAAGUGGUUGCUGUGCAUCUGCACCAGACAGUGCAGGUGGAUGAGGAGCUGGAGAUCAAGGCCUACUACGCAGGCCACGUACUGGGAGCAGCCAUGUUCCAGAUCAAGGUUGGGUGCGAGUCGGUCGUGUACACUGGUGAUUAUAACAUGACACCAGACAGACAUUUAGGUGCUGCCUGGAUCGAUAAGUGUCGCCCGGAUUUACUUAUCACUGAAUCCACCUAUGCCACAACCAUCCGAGACUCCAAGCGCUGCAGAGAAAGAGACUUCCUGAAGAAAGUUCAUGAGACUGUGGAAAGAGGAGGAAAGGUUCUCAUCCCUGUUUUUGCCCUUGGACGUGCCCAGGAACUGUGCAUUUUGUUGGAAACCUUCUGGGAAAGGAUGAACUUGAAGGCUCCAAUUUACUUCUCCACAGGCCUGACAGAGAAGGCCAAUCACUACUACAAGCUCUUCAUCACCUGGACCAACCAGAAGAUUCGGAAAACCUUUGUGCAGAGGAACAUGUUUGAAUUCAAACACAUCAAAGCCUUUGACCGGGCCUUUGCAGACAACCCAGGGCCCAUGGUGGUGUUUGCAACCCCUGGCAUGCUCCAUGCAGGACAGUCCCUUCAGAUCUUCAGGAAAUGGGCUGGGAAUGAAAAGAAUAUGGUGAUCAUGCCUGGCUACUGCGUGCAGGGAACCGUAGGCCACAAGAUCCUGAGUGGGCAGCGCAAGCUGGAGAUGGAAGGAAGGCAAAUACUGGAAGUGAAGAUGCAGGUGGAGUACAUGUCCUUCAGUGCGCAUGCAGAUGCCAAGGGGAUCAUGCAGCUGAUUCGCCAGGCUGAGCCUCGGAAUGUUCUCCUGGUCCACGGGGAAGCCAAGAAAAUGGAGUUUCUGAAGCAGAAAAUAGAACAGGAAUUUCAUGUCAGCUGCUACAUGCCUGCCAAUGGAGAGACCACAACAAUAUUCACCAACCCCAGCAUUCCUGUGGACAUAUCCCUGGGACUCCUGAAGAGAGAAACGGCCAUAGGUCUCUUACCAGAUGUCAAGAAGCCAAAGCUCAUGCAUGGCACAUUAAUGAUGAAGGAUAACAGCUUCCGCCUGCUUUCCCCCGAGCAGGCUCUGAAGGAGCUGGGCCUGGCGGAGCAUCAGCUGCGCUUCACCUGCCGCGUCCACAUCCAGGACCCGCGGAAGGAGCACGAGACCGUGCUGCGUGUGUACAACCACCUCAAAGGGGUCCUGAAAGAUUACUCAGUGCAGCACCUCCCUGAUGGGUCUAUAACAGUGGAGUCCAUCCUUAUCCAAGCCACGGCACACUCAGAGGAUCAAGGAACCAAAGUUCUGCUCGUGUCCUGGACCUACCAGGAUGAAGAACUGGGCAGCUAUCUCACCUCCCUUCUGAAGAAAGGGCUCCCCCAGAGCACAGCAUGAGCCCCCCAAGGGC